GGACGGAUGUUGUCAUCCAUCAAAAUAGCGUAAGAUGACCACAAGAGUUAACAAUAUAACUGAGUCAUGAGGCGUGUCUGUGUUUAGACUUUUUUUAAAUACAACCCAUAUACUUAAGCUGAAUGAGAAAGAACUUAAAACCCACCGUUGGAAGAAAUGAAUUUCAACUCAUCAACAAAUGUGCCUAUGUGUGAUGUUGCUGAUGAGGACACACCAAUGGCAGCUAUAGAUGCUGAUGCCGCCGACCUCAGCAGCCACAACCUGACCCUGGAUCAACUUCCUCCAGAGCUGCUCAUCAGGAUAUGUGAUUUCCUGGAUGUACGGGUUAUUCACAAGCUGCAACAUGUGUGCAGAGUCUUUGAGGAACUGUUGUCGGGAGAUAACUAUUUCAAAACAAGAAUCAGUCGACGGUGGCCAAAGAUUUACCCUGCCAUUCCAGUUGACAACUUAAACUGGCAGGAGGCAUGUGAGGAAAGGGAGGUAACUCAUGCUGCAUGGACCAAUCAGGAAGCUCACCUGGAACAUUUCACCUAUAAUGAGUGUCUGUUUGCUGCUGUUGAUACCGUCCAUCUCAUGAAGGAUGGACAGAUUCUGGCUGCCGGAUCACGUGAUCGCUACUUGACCAUCCUUGACCUUGACAAGUAUGACUCCAUGAAGAAAGAUUCCAAGAAGGACAUGGAGAUCUUCAGUGACAACAAGGUCCAUAAGGUAACAUUAUGUGUAGGAUAUUCAUGUGUGCUAGAAAAUUACAUUUGUGGCACCAUCACCAAGAAAACAUAUCACCGAAAACCAGUGCUGUGUGUUGCCGUCGACGACCAGUUUAUCAUCACAGGGAGUGAAGACAAAACAAUCUGCAUUUAUGAUCGUAGAGCUGACAAGAAUUACAAGAGACUAGAGUUGGAUACCUACCCUCUGGACAUGAGCUAUGGCAACAACCAACUGUGGUUCGGAGACAAGCAGGGGUUUCUGCAUCUCUUGGAUACCUCACAUGGAGCAUUUGAUCUUGUUGAGAAAUUUGACGUAGGUCAUAAGAGCAAGCUGACCGGGGUGACCCACAACCUCGGUGCUGUGUAUACCUGCUCCACUGACCACACAGUUAAAGUCCUGGAACCGAGUCGAGACCCCGGAGUCAUAGCAACACUCAACAGCCAUCUUGAUGGAGUAACAGGGAUUUCCUACCAGAACAGGGUUUUGGCCAGUGCCAGUUGUGACGUUUCUAUUGGUAUAUGGAGACCAAGGCGACACUAGACAACAGGACCACCAUCUUUACAGGUUCCUGAGGGGUUGAAGUCACCGCCUUUAUAUACAUUGAAAUCUUAAUAACUUAAGUUUAAUGGUCGAGGGAGUUAACAGAUGUGAAUGUUUUCAUCAGCUCCCAUCUUUAUAGUUUUACUCCCAUCUUUAUAGCUUGUAAUCACCACCAUCAUAGGUAUACUAGAAGAAGUAUAAGAAAAUGUCAGAUGAAAAACCUUCCUUAAUGGGUUGAUGUUGCUCUCUUAAUUCUGUAUACUGUUUAAAAGUGUUUAUGUAAUUGUACAUAUGUUCUCGCCAUUAUACUCUUUAAAUUUAAGAAGUAAGGGAUGACAGAUCAAUGUGAAUGUCAGGUAUUAGAAGUGAAGGAUGUUUAUGUCUGCGAAAAGUAAAACACAUCCAAUGCUUUGCAUUUAUUGUACACAACACCCAACACAUUGGAGUAGGGUGUUUCUGAUUUCGACGCUUUCAAGGUCGUGUCUUGUUCCCUUUGUUGUCAAGUUUACAAGGCUGUCUGUCAACACCUGUCAAAGUGCACCAAAGGGCCGAAGCUUGCUUUCAGUCACACAACAUCCAUAGAAUUCCAUCUACAGCAAUGAACCCAGACCUGCCCCCAGUAAACAUUUCUGGGACAUGGGUGUGCAUCGACAUCAUAAGCUGCUGACGGGGCGGUGGGGUAGCCUAAUGGUUAAAGCGUUGG
This is a messenger RNA of Haliotis rubra (blacklip abalone), 1951 nucleotides long. Its product is annotated as F-box/WD repeat-containing protein 9-like. The record is from RefSeq and is a predicted model, not a curated record. The transcript has 8 exons. Gene Ontology annotation, molecular function: protein binding. The coding region runs from base 157 to 1248 and encodes 363 amino acids. NCBI's taxonomy places the organism in Eukaryota, Metazoa, Mollusca, Gastropoda, Lepetellida, Haliotidae.